Molecule: messenger RNA, 3870 nt
Organism: Neurospora hispaniola
Lineage: Eukaryota; Fungi; Ascomycota; Sordariomycetes; Sordariales; Sordariaceae
Exons: 3
Coding region: 252-3764 (1170 amino acids)
Source: RefSeq, a predicted model, not a curated record
CAUACGAAACGCAACACUGCAUCUGAACAGGUUGACGGGACGUCGCUUGAUUCGUCUUGCCGUAUCACCGACCAGAUCGCUUCGGGUGAACCCUCGCAAAAAAUACGAUCUGCACUACAUCCCUGGAUGGAAUGCAAAUCUCACCAUCCGCCACUCUGAUCUGAUCUGGGGCAGUUCUUAUAAUCGGGUCUCACUCCUCUCCGUCAGUGUGAGCUUGUUUAUAUCCCGACACCGCACCACAAACCGCCAGCAUGAAUCGCUUCAGAAAUAAGAAGAAGACCAAGGAGGAGGCCGCCGCCGCCGCCACCGCCGCCGCAGUCGCCCGCUCUAGCGAAGACUCGGAGCAAUCCUCCUUGUCAGGCUUCAAGGGGUUCAGGAAGGGGAAGAAGGCACCGGUAGAGGAACCCAAGCUGGAAUUCGAUCUCUCGACGGCCCUUCCUUCCGACGACAACUUCCGCACAAGUCUUCUCAUGACAAACCUAUCUGCGCGCUUUUCCAUGCUAAGAGAGCAAGAUGACCCCAACACCAAGAUUGGCAAGGCCAGCGACGACAGUGUAUUACACCCAAAGCGACAAUCGCGACUUCCUGACUUUGGUUUUGGUGCCGCCGGAGGUCUUGGGGACAUUGCCGAGGUGGAGUCCAUCAAGGCUCCUUCUCACUUUUUCAGGAGCGAUUCGAUUGCUUCUGCUGACUUCGACAAUGGUGGAAGCAUAUUAAGUCGCGGAAAACCUAUUGAGGGUAACAACCUGUUUGGUGGAAGGCAAAAGAUCUACAAAGUGCCUGCUACCAAGUCCGGCGGCCUGGGAGGCCGGGCAUUGUACGCCGAUGACGAUGUCGCCUUGUCCGCUUUUCAGCGUUGGCGUAUUUCUGAAAAAGAAAAGGAGCAGCAAGAGCAUGCAGCUGAAGAGGAGCAUGAGCAGGCGAAGGCCCAUGAAGACCACCCACGAUCCGAGUCACCGCCCCCCUUGGGAUACAAUUUCAAACGGGAGACGAGUUCGGCCACCUCGUCGGCUUCCAUCAUGGCGCGCAAUUCCACUGCUGCCAACUCGAUCGCAUCACAGCCUGCAGGUUACGUGUCAACUGCUCCUACCUCGGGCGCUUCUACUCCCGCUCUUGACCGAUCGGUGACCCAUAAGAGACGUCUAUACGAGCAAAGCACGAGCCAAGAUGGGCCAGAACAAUCCUCUGUACUAUCGAGGAUCGAGUCACUCAACCGCCAGAAGACCGCGGCCUCGGGCGUCAAGGCCCUUGGUGACCGGCUGGGCGAGGAACGGACCCUCGCAAGCAAAACAAGCGCCCCUCAGCUAAGUCCCCCCAUCAGCGAGACUGGCGAACCGCUCCCUCUGUUGCCCAUUCAGCCUAACGAUGUUGGAAAAGCCACCGCUAUGGGAGUGUUUCAGAAGCCUUUGCAACCAUACGACGAGACCAAGUACGCCCAGCGCCAAAUCCAGCUGCAGCAGGGUCGCGAGACGCCAACCCAUCGCUUCCGGGCAGAGUCUGAUGCUUCCUUCGCUACCGCUCGCUCACAGGAAUCAUCUACCCACGGGCAGCCCUUUGAGGGACGAGGGGAUCCUCUCAGGACUCAGCCAGCAUUGGAAGAAGAGCCCUCGACUACCGAAUUCGAUUCGCAAACACCCGAAAGUCUUCAAGCUGAAGCUUUAGCAGCCCUUUCCGGUCAGCUCAGCCUUCAGCGUCCUGCCGAUGAGGAACACCCUGCGCUAAGGGGGGCUGCUGCUCCACCCCCGCUUUCUAUCAGCACAUCAGCAAAGUCCGAAAACCCAAGAAUCUCUAUCGAAGAGUCGAUCGAGCCUGCAUCGGCAGACUCUCCUACUCUUGGCCCCAACGCUGGACUUGGUGGCCUAGUCCGUUCACACCUUCGCUCAGGCAGCAAUGCUUCCUCGAUCUGGAGUGCCCCCACACAAAACAACGAUCCCGAGCCGCGACCGCUCAAUAUGUUGCCGGACCCCAAGAUCACUCCAUGGAUUGCGCAGGAACAAGAAUGGACACUGAACUAUUACGGAAACGGUGCCAAACCAAACACUGACAACCAGGCAGCUGAAGCAGUGCAGAAGGAGACACCUGUCGUAGACUCCGCACCCUCCAACCGGUCGAGCAGUGCGACCAAUCACGGGCUAUCCAAGCCUUCAAACAGAUCCAGUAAUACUGACAGCGAACUGGACGAGUUCGCAAGUCAACUGGCCGAAGCUCGGCGACGAGUGAAGGAAAGGCUGACUUCUUAUGCCGAGUCUGAUAGCAGCAGAGCGACAUCACCAGUUAGACAGCCAGAACUCCCCUCCCACAAAGGCAGCCAGUCCUCCCUGAACCACUUGAACAUCAACAUCCUCAAAGCAAAGUCAAGUAGUAGCUCUCUGGUAGAUCGCUCACGGAAUAAUUUGGGAAGUCAACCCAAGUCCAGCCUAAAGCUUUUGGGCCUUGGGGGCGCCAGGAGCAGUUCUCGGAGCCCAACCAAGGAUUCAUUCGACGUGAGGGAGACAGCCGUACAAGCGAUCCCAGAGAGGAGCAAGGCGCGCCAGGCCCGUCAUAGUUCCGAGACUGAGAACGACAAUUCAAGUCAGUCCACAAAUGACAAAGAGGAUACUUGGAACGCCCACCCAGGUUUGAUGGCAUUCAGAAAUGCCAAGCGCGAGCUGCAGAAGCGGAAGGAACUUGAGGCUCUUGCACAACAGCAGCUUUCCACGACCGCGCCGUCUCUUGAUGAGUCAAGCAAUAUGGAACCGCUGGCAUUGCAAUCGCCUCCAAGAGCUCCGAGGAGGGGACGAACGUCGAGCAGGGACGGGAAGGCACAUCCCAUGCAGUAUAGUUCACGCGGCCCUAGUCAGGAGCGUGGAUAUGGAAUGCAUCGUGACUCUCCUACUGCUCACAUCAUGCCUGGCAGCCGUGAGAGAAGUGAUUCGGAUGCCAAGCGGGGAAGAUCAACGUCCAAAAGCCGCCGGCUGCACCAUCUCAUGCUGCAACAAGACGGGAAUAUGGCGCCUGGGAGCCCUCGCGGCCCACUGCGCUCUCCUGGCCUUCCUGAUACAAACGUCAAGCAGUCUCCCAUCAUGCCAACCCAAGGCUAUUCAAACCGCGGUGCCCCUUCUCCCUUGCCUUCGCCUCAUGUGCUUGAAAGAUCCAAGUCUGCAGGCAAUCUGAAAGCCGGUCGUUCGGUAUACGGUGCUUACCCGGGACCGCCCUCACCCGCAUCGCCAAUGCCUCCUUCGCCGUAUACUGCAGGACCUGCGGCAUCCCCGGCGGGAACGCCAUCCUUCGGUUCCAGAUCAAGACAGCUCAUUUCAGAAACAGCGAAGCGCUUCGUAGACAAGCGGGAAAUAUCUGAGCCGAAGUUUGUGAUGGCAACCAGCCGCAUGCCGACGAUGGAUCUGCCUCAUGGCUACUCACAGGAAGGCGGGUCUCGCCCGAGCAGCCGUGCGGGAGUACCACCUGUACCUACCACGGCACCUCCAGUUCCACCCAUCAACCCUCGUCGCAAACGCGAGAGCCCACGCGAUACGCCUGAUGGUGCCGGCAUGGGAGUGCCUCGCCCUCCAUUUGCAAAUCAAACAGAGAGCAUGGCUGUAUCAGAUGCUGAAACGCAAAGUGCCUUCUCUGUUAGUGACGACGAAGAGCCCGGAAAAUCCGACUACCGGCGACGGUUGCGCAAACCUCACAUCGAGUCAUAUGGACGUGUUGGGCGAGCUCUUGCUAAUAUGGGGGAGAAUGGUUCAACAUUCUCUCUCAAACAAGUCGAGUCACAGCACAAAUAGCCCCAUUGGCAUGUUCCAAGCCCAUCUCAUGUCUUGUUUGGAAGCCGAUUGGUGCAAGCAUCUCCGUCACUGAUUUGCACAAACCAUUUAUCUGUCAUUUUCCCAU